Molecule: messenger RNA, 2129 nt
Organism: Larimichthys crocea (large yellow croaker)
Lineage: Eukaryota; Metazoa; Chordata; Actinopteri; Sciaenidae
Gene: shtn1
Product: shootin 1
Exons: 16
Coding region: 397-1899 (500 amino acids)
Biological process (GO): positive regulation of neuron migration; neuron projection morphogenesis
Cellular component (GO): cytoplasm; axonal growth cone; cell leading edge
Source: RefSeq, a predicted model, not a curated record
UGUCACAGCUGCUGGAACUAAAGCACAGCUACUUUAAGUGUUCUGUAGCAGCGUCAUAAAACAUGCACACAUGAUGAUCGGGUUAUUCCUGUGCAUAUCAGGCUAUGUGUUGAAGGUUAUUGUAGACCCCGAGUUCUGCGUUCAUCUCAAUACUCAAAUAGUGUUAGUCCAUGAGCACACUGUCUCGUGCGUGUCAUUGACGUAUUAUGCCACCGCCUGUAGCUCGCGCGCUUGGUGAUCACCCUACAGGUGUGUCACGAGUAGAGGAGGUGCACUUCCUGUGUAACGCCAUGGCCGCAGAGGAGCUGCAGAGAGUGAGCGUCCUCACUGAGCUCUCAGACCGAGGAUGAUGAGUUCUGUGUUCCUCUCUCACAUUUCCUUCAUUGUGAAUUACUGAUGAAGAUGGCUUAUUGGCAUCCUCUGCUUCCUACAGCCAUACAGGAGUUUGAGGGCCUACAGAGGAAGCAUGAGACAGCAACCAAUGAGUGCAAGAAGUUGGAGGAGGAGAGAGACGAGGCCAUCAAGAAGCUUGAUGAGUUCCAGCAGGUCACUCAGAUGGUCAUUGAAGAGGUCAGUGCCAUUCAGGAGAACCUGGAGAUCGAGAGGACAUGUAGGGAAAGUGCUGAAGCCCUGGCUUUCAAGUUGAACCGUCAGAACCAUUCUCUGAAGAGGAAAAGCAUGAUGUUGCUGUCCCACCUUAGUCCAGAGACCAUCACUGAGAUCAACCUCGAUGAUGAAGAGGAGGAGAGUGAAGAGAUACAUGCAGCUAGCACAGUCUGUCUGUCCCCUCAGUGCAAGACCACCAUCUCAGAACUACAGUGUAAGUUGGAGUUAACACUAAAGGAGAGGAAUCAAGCAGUCACUGAUCUCGAGGCAGUAAGAGAACAACUGAGGGAAACCAAUGAAGAACUGCUGAAAGAGAAACAUGAUAAUACUGUUUUAAUUGCUGAGACAGUGAAGCAAAAGAAGCUCCUGGGGAAAUAUAACAGAGUUUCUCAGUUUGCAGUGGAGGAAUUUGAAGCUCUUCAGGACACCUUGAACCUGGAGAGGGACCUGAGAACAGAGGCAGAGAACUUUGCCAGAGUGAUGCUGGUUGAGCAAAAGCAGCUGAAGAGACAGAGUCAGAUCUUGAAGCAGACCUCCUCACCCAGUGAAGCUCUGCAGGAAGCCCUCAGCCAGGUCAGUGGGCUGACCCAGGAUCUGGAGACACAGAGGCUGGAGCACCAGAACCAGAUGAAGCAGAUGGAGGACAGGCUGAGGAGCUGUGAGACUCAGAGGGCACUGACAGCAUUGAGGCGUAAACUGGAGCUUGUGGAGGAGGAGAGGAGGGAGUACAGUGACAAAUGCUCCAAGACUCAAGUGGAGGUCAAGGAUCUUCGGUUCACAGUUGAGGAGCUCCAGAAGAAGCUGCAGGCAGCUAACAACCCACCCCCAACUCCAGCACCUCCACCUCCACCUCCCCCACCACCUCCACCUCCUUCAGCUCCUCUGGCCUCCAACCCACUCAGUUCACUGUUGGCAUUGAUCCAAAAGAGAAAAGUCAGCAGUACUGAUAUCCCACUGGUGGUCCAAGACUCAGCCAAGACACCAGAAGUGGACAUCAAGCAGCAGGCAGUAGAGGAAAUGAUGCAAAGGAUCAAAAAGGGUGUUCAACUCCGACCUGUCAGACAGUCCCCUAAUAGGACCAGAAGACAGCAGAUGGAAAAGCUGCCCUCUAAUUCUGCCUUAAAGGAACUUAAAGGAAUCAUGGAGAAUUUCAGUAGAACCACCCCUCAGCCAAAGGCAGUGUCUCCGUCAACAAACCACGAUGAGGAGCUGCAGAGGAUCCUGCUGAGACGGCGGGAUGCACUGGAGCCCCAACACAACAGUCUCCCUCCUGUCUUGUCCCCUGCAGUGUGAACGGUGCCACCAGGCUGAGCUCGGCCCUGACAUCACUUUACAUCCAUGUAGUCUGGAUGUGGCCAAUGGAAAAUCACAUAAUGCAAAGUCAUUGUAGAGCCUGUCAUUCCACUGUGUGUAUACACCAUGCUAUUAUAUAUUACUACUGUCAUUAUUGUUACCAUAUCUCCAUUACAGUUUAUAGUUAGUUUAUGAUUUGCUGCUGCUGUGCAUCUGUGUCUCUCUAUCUC